AUGGCGCUGUCAGUUCUCCGGGAAGCGUUUGAGAAUGCGGUCAUCUCGCACAUGAUGUCCGAUGUGCCCUACGGGGUGCUGCUGAGCGGUGGGCUGGACUCCUCGCUGGUGGCGUCCAUCAUGUCGAAGAACAGCCGAAGGAAGUGCGAACACGGACCUGCGUCCUGGCCACAGUUGCACUCAUUCAGCACUGGGCUGAAAGGCAGCCCAGACCUGAAAGCUGCAAAGGAGGUUGCUUCCUUCCUCGGGACUGUGCAUCACGAGUACGUCUUCACAGUCGAGGAAGCCCUGGACGCACUGCCGGAUGUGAUUUACCAUUUGGAGACCUUCGACGUCACCACUGUGCGUGCAUCCACACCAAUGUACCUCAUGGCUCGCAGGAUCAGGGCUUCGGGCGUGAAAAUGGUCCUCAGUGGCGAGGGCGCGGACGAGAUUUUUGGAGGCUACCUCUACUUCCACAAAGCACCGAACGCCGAAGAGUUCCAUGCCGAGAACUGCAGAAAGAUCUCGCAGCUGCACCUCUACGACUGCCUGCGAGCCAACAAGGCGAUGAUGGCAUGGGGCGUCGAGGCUCGAGUACCCUUCCUGGACAGGAAGUUCAUGGAGGCUGCCAUGGGCUUCAACCCCGUUCAGAAAAUGUGCAAAGACUCGGCUGGCAAGCCUCGCACUGAGAAGUGGAUUCUUCGGAAGGCCUUCGACUUGCCAAGUGAACGGGCUUACUUGCCACAGGAAGUUCUCUGGCGACAGAAGGAGCAGUUUAGCGACGGCGUCGGCUACAGCUGGAUUGAUUCCAUCAAGGCCCAUGCGGAGAAGAUGAUCACUGAUCAGCAGAUGGCAACCGCGCCUCACAGAUUUCCGGUGAAAACCCCACGUACAAAGGAGGCAUACUUGUUCCGGCAACUCUUUGCCAAGCACUACGGUGAGAACUCGGCAGCCGCUGGAUGUGUGGGUUGGCAAGAUUCGAUCGCAUGCUCCAGCGAGGUUGCGCUGAAGUGGGACAAAGCAUUUCAGGGCCGUGCAGAUGCAUCUGGCCGUGCAGUUGCAGGCGUUCAUGUGCAGGCCUACGGUGAGAGCUACAAGACUGCAUCCCAAUCGCUCAUGCCCCAGCCGGGCAGCUUCUGGACAUUGUGGUAG
This is a messenger RNA of Symbiodinium sp. CCMP2592, 1134 nucleotides long. The record is from the annotation of a GenBank genome assembly. Lineage: Eukaryota; Dinophyceae; Suessiales; Symbiodiniaceae.